AUGUUUGCCCUCGCGCAGUUGGGUGUGCUGUCGGCCCUGGCCACGGCUGUGACCUCCCUGCUGUCGGCCCUGCUCCUGCUGGCGCUCACCAAGCAGCUGUGGAGCCUCCGGUGGACCAUCACCCGGGAUGAGGACAGCAGCCUCCCGCUGCCGGAAGGCUCCAUGGGCUGGCCGCUGGUCGGGGAGACCUUCCACUGGCUCUUCCAGGGCUCCAACUUCCACAUCUCGCGCAGAGAGCGACACGGGAACGUGUUCAAGACGCACCUCCUGGGGAAGCCCGUUAUCCGCGUGACCGGCGCCGAAAACAUCCGCAAGAUCCUGCUCGGGGAGCACAGCCUGGUGUGCACGCAGUGGCCCCAGAGCACCCGGAUCAUCCUGGGGCCCAACACCUUGGUCAACUCCAUCGGAGACCUGCACAAGAGGAAGAGAAAAAUCCUGGCCAAGGUGUUCAGCCGCGGGGCGCUGCAGACCUACCUGCCCCGCCUGCAGCGCGUCGUCCGCUCCGAGGUCGCCAAGUGGUGCUCGGAGCCCGGAGCGGUGGACGUUUACGCCGCCGCCAAGUCCCUCACCUUCCGCAUCGCCGUCAGGGUGCUGCUGGGCCUGAACAUGGACGAGGAGCGUCUGGUCUACCUGGCCCGCAUCUUCGAGCAGCUGAUGGACAACCUCUUCUCUCUGCCCUUCGACGCCCCGCUGAGCGGACUGCGGAAGGGGAUAAAGGCCAGGGAGAUCCUGCACGCCAACAUGGAGCAGAUCAUAGAGGAGAAGAUGAGGAGGCAGCAGGCGGAGGAGUACUGCGACGCCUUCGACUACAUUGUGCACAGCGCCAAGGAGCACGGCCACCAGCUCAGCACGCAGGAGCUCAAGGAGACGGCGGUGGAGUUGAUAUUCGCCGCCCACUCCACCACAGCCAGCGCCUCCACCUCCCUGGUGCUGCAGCUGCUUCGCCACCCGGCGGUGGUGGAGAAGGCCCGGGCCGAGCUGGAGACGGAGGGCCUCGGCUGCGACUCCAACGGCAACCACGGCCUGUCCCGAGCGGGGCGCGCGACAGGAGACGGCGACGGCAGCACCCCGCACUGCGCCUCCUCUUCGUCAGACGAAGCCGACGGGGGAGACUUUCCCCUGUCCCGAUCCCACAUACCGGAUCUCACCAUGGAGAAACUGGGCCAGCUGCGGUACGUCGACUGUGUCGUGAAGGAGGUGCUCCGCUUCCUGCCGCCGGUGUCCGGCGGUUACCGAACCGCCCUGCAGACGUUCGAACUGGACGGCUACCAGAUCCCCCGAGGAUGGAGCGUCAUGUACAGCAUCCGGGACACGCACGAGACGGCCGCGGUGUUCCAGAGCCCCGAGCGCUUCGACCCGGAGCGCUUCGGCGCCGGGCGCGAGGAGAGCCGGGCCGGCCGCUUCAACUACGUGCCGUUCGGCGGCGGCGUGCGCAGCUGCGUGGGGAAGGAGCUCGCCCAGAUGAUCCUGAAGACGCUGGCGGUGGAGCUGAUCGGAACCACCACGUGGACUCUGUGCACGGAGACCUUCCCCAAGAUGCAGACGGUGCCCAUAGUGCACCCCGUCAACGGACUGCACGUGCGCUUCAGAUACAUCUACAACCGAGCGUAG
Lampris incognitus (smalleye Pacific opah) is the source of this 1611-nucleotide messenger RNA. It is a transcript of the gene cyp26c1, whose product is annotated as cytochrome P450 26C1. Gene Ontology annotation, biological process: sterol metabolic process. The record is from RefSeq and is a predicted model, not a curated record. The coding region runs from base 1 to 1611 and encodes 536 amino acids. Gene Ontology annotation, molecular function: monooxygenase activity; heme binding; iron ion binding. The transcript has 7 exons. Lineage: Eukaryota; Metazoa; Chordata; Actinopteri; Lampriformes; Lampridae.